AUGAACUCUAAUGCAAUUGUUAAUCAAAAUACAUUAAGAGAUGUUUAAAUGGUAUAUUAGAAGGCCAUCAGAAUGAUUUCCUGUUUGAAGGAAAAACACAAAUUAAUUACUAGGAUUAGACUUGUUGAUAGUGAUAAAGCUAUAUUUCAAGAAUUAGCUUAAGGAAUGGGUUAAUUGAUUGAGUUAUUAAGAAAAGGUUGUGAUGUACAUUUGAUUUUUAAAUAAAAUCUACCUUACUUUGAAGUUCAACUAGAUUUAGAACCAUUCAUUGUAGAACCAGGGAAGAUGAAAGAAUAUUUGUUGAGGAAAUAGUUACGUGAGUUGGGAUUAAAAAACAUUAAGUUUGAAUCUAAAGAGUGUAGAGAACAUAAUAUUGCAGAUGAUUUUAUAAAUCAGGAGGAUGAGUUCAAAAGAGAUGAAUGCGCUGAAUUGUUGAAAGAGAGAUUCGAUACUUUCAAGGUUUAAGAUGAAUAAGCCAUCAUAGAAAUAUUAAAGAAAUAUUUAAAGAAGAAUCUCAUAGAGACUUAUAAUAGGGAAUUAAUAGAUAUCAGAUUCUACAUCAAUUAGGAUUUCGAAAUAGUUAUUGAAUAUAAGAUUAAUGAUAAUUAAUUGAAUCUCUAGAAAAAAAUAAAGAGAAGAAAGUGGAGUGAAAUUAAAGAUGCCAUCUCUCAUUUUUACACUUACUAAUACUUGUAAGAGAUAACAUUAUCCAUGAUUGAACAAAUGUUCUACAUAGAUGAAAUAGAAUUUACGGAAUUAAGUAGGUGUGUCUAGUAGAUUGUAUAGGAUUUCAAAUCUAGUUACAAUCAGAACUUGAAAUACCCUAUUUCAAUCUAUAAAUCAAGUUAUUGGGACAUACUGGGCAUAUUACCUAGGAGUUUAAAUACACAUAAUAGAUUUGGUCAAUGCAAAAUUAUGAUUAUAUAGAAUUAGAGUAGACUCUUCUUUUUGAAUCAUCAGAAGAUUAUUGAGAACGAAUAAAUAAAAAAUGAUAUCACCUUAUUUUAGACAUAUACUUAAUUAAUAGCAGACAGUAAGCAAAGACUUGAAAUGAUUAAAAAGAAUGUUACUUCAGGUAAUACUCAAAAUUUGAUUAAGCAGAAAAAAGAAUUAAUAGAAAAAUUAUAAAUUCUUCCUGAAUUAGAACAGGAGAUAUAUGAUUAAGAAAUUCUUGAGAAAUAGAAGUCGGAUUAAUAAAACUAUUAUAAUGAAGAAGAUUUUAUUCUAUAAGAGGAAAUCUACGAUUAAAUGAAGGCAAUCACAGAUAAAAUUGAAUAAACAAAAUAAAUAUAUGCAGAGUAUCACAGAGUGUUGAAUAAGGUCAAAAAUGAUGUUAUAAACUUUUAAGGUUUGAAGACGAUUUAAGAAAAUAAAAUAUAUUUAAAAAAUUUGUAUAAAAGAGUUCUAUAAGAAAAGUAGAGAGUCAUUUAGAAAUUGCCUAUAUAUUUUAAAAAAAGGGAGUUGAUUGAUAACAUACAGUAAAGCCAAGCGAUUCUGUUGAUAGGGGCUACAGGAUCAGGUAAAUCUACAUAAUUGGUCUAAUAUAUAUAUGAAGAAAUUGAGUUGAAAGGGAAAAUCAUGUGUGUAGAGCCAAGAAUGAUAGCUGCGAGAAGUUUGGCUAAGAGAGUUGCUGAAGAGAUGCAUACCAAACUUGGAGGGCGUGUGGCUUAUUUAAAUGAAUAUGAUUAAUUAGAUGAUGAGAAUAAGAUUAUCUUUACAUAGGAUAGAAUAAUAUUAAAUAUCUUGCAAAAAGACCCUCUUUUAAAUGAUUAUGAAAUUGUGAUCAUAGAUGAAGCACAUGAAAGAAAUAUGAAUACUGAUAUUUUACUUGGAUUACUAAAGGAUAUAAUGAAUAAAAGAAAGGAUCUUAAAAUAAUAAUUAUGAGUGCUACGAUGGAUGAAUAAUUAUUUAGUAGAUAUUUUUAAUGUUAAGCAUUUAAGGUUGAAGGUAAGUUAUUCGAUGUAAAGAUCAAGUAUUAAAAUUCAUAUUCAGACAGAUACAUAGAAUAAAUUUACUCAUUAAUUUAAGAUAAGAUAAUCUCUAAGGUAAUGAAUGAGACAUAUACAUAAAGACAUGUGCUUGUAUUUUUGGCAGGAGUAGAUGAAAUUCAUAGACUCCUGUAUUUAUUUUAGGAUUAUUUCGAUAUGGAUGAAUUUCUAUUUUUAGGAUUGCAUGGUCAGAUGACAUAGGAUGAACAAUUCAAUGUUUUCUAAGAAACUAGGAAGAUCAAAAUCAUUUUUUCUACGAGAGUAGCUGAAACAGCUCUUACAAUCAAUGAUGUAAGUGUUGUUAUUGACAUUGGAGUUGAUCGAUUCUCUGAAUAUGAUUAAAAAAGAGGAAUGCAAAUUACAAAAAUUAAUUGGAUAUCUUAAGCUUAGGCUAAUCAAAGAGCAGGUAGAGCGGGAAGAACGAGACAAGGAAAAUGCUAUAGAUUAUAUUCAGAAAUGGAAUAUUUGACUUAGAUGUAAGAGCAUAAGACACCUGAAAUUUAAAGAUGUUGUCUGGAUUUAGUUGUGUUGAGAAUCAAAUCAUUUAAUAAGGAUCCGUUUGAGUUCGAAUUUAUACAAUCUCCUAAUCAUUAAGCUAUGAGAGAUAGCUAAUAAUACUUAAUAGAUAUCAAAGCACUAGAUGAACAAGGGAACAUUACAGUUUUAGGAAAAUUUAUGUCAUAAAUCUAAACAGAACCAAGAAUGAGUAGAAUCUUAAUUGAAGCCUAUUACAAAAACGUAUUUAGAGAAGCUCUCUCCAUUAUUUGUGUAAUGCUCAAUAAUCAAUCAUUAUACUUGAAAAAUACUGAUAUUUCUAAUAAAAUAGAAUGUUUACAUGAGAUGGGUGAUUUCUUUACUUAUUCUAGAGUUUAUUGGGAUUUUAAAUCACUCAUUGAUUCCAAUUAUAGCAAUGCCCAAAUAAAAUAGAGAUGUCUCGAAAAAGGAUAUCAUUACAAGACUUUAAAAAAUUGCGAAAAAGCUUUUGAUGAGAUGGAGAAGACGUUUAGUUAUUUUGAUUUGUAGUUGUGUGAUAAUUAAGAAUUAAAAAAUAAAAUUCUCUGGAAUUCAGAUGCUACAAGAGACGAAUGUGUGAUGACUUGCUUUUUGACAGCAUUCUAUCCUGACUUGUGUGUUUAUAAUGGGAAUCCCUACAUUGGAUACACAUUUUUGAAGUCAAAAAGAAAUGUAAGAAUAUACGGGUCCAGCACUUUAAGUUUGUUGAAUCAUUUCCCUAAAUACAUUAUAUGUUCAGAUCUGUAUUCUUCAGAUUACUUUGAUUUCUGCAGAGUGGCCCAAGAAGUCAAAAUAGAGAAACUAAAGGAAAUCUUAAAACCUAGUCAAAUAGAAGAGAUUGAGAACUUUGUUCCAGAUAAGUAUCAAUACCAAUAGCUGAGAAAUGUUUCUUCCUCCUUAUUAAAUCAUUUAAUGCACACUUUUAAUUAAUACUCAUACGAUGAAUAGGAGAAAAGAUUCUCAUAUUAUUGUAAUAAGGAUUUAGACAAUGGAAUUUUCGAAAUGUGGUCUUUAAAACCAAUAGAUCUUGAAUUUUACUAGAAGGAUUAUUAUGAAAAAUUGAAAAGCUAUCUUUAUUUUAGACUUUAUGGAUAAGGCAUGCUUGUUUAUUUUAAGCAUGGAGCAUAGAUACAUGAUACUCAAUAAUGUACUUAAUCUGAGUUAGCGAUAGUUCAAUUUUUUUCAUCUCCUUUUAAUAUUGGAGAAAUCUAAUAGAUUCUUAACGAAUAACAUUUAUACUACAAUAAUCUGUUUUAGAUAAAUGCCAAUAAAUUUGGAUAUUGUGGAUAGAUCUUCACUAAUAGUUAAGAAUCUGCCAAUCAAAUAACCUAUGUCUUAAAUGAAAAAGCCGAGUAGAGAUUGAAAUUAUAAAAUGAACAGUAAUACUAUGAAAGAUAAUAGUUGUUCACCAUAAAACCAAGAGAAUUAAGAAAUAGAGUAAUCAGAUCGUCUGUGGAAUUAAUUUUUUAUGGUUGUUUGAAUAAAGGAUUUGGAUUUGUCCAAUUUAAUAAUUCAGAAGAAGCAGAAGAUUUUCUUAUUAAAACCAUUUCCAUAGUAAAAUUUAAGGGAUGGCAGUAGGAUCUGAAAAUAUGUUAAGAUAAAAAUACUAAAAUAAGAAUAUCGAACGUACCUUACAAUGCAAAUGAAUAUGAAUUACUUAAAUAUUUAAAAGAAUUGGCUCAAUAAAAGGGUUGUUCUAAACCACACUCACUGCAUUUAAUUAGCAAUGAGUAGGUUGAAACUAAAGAUUGGAACUAAGAAAUCAAUAAAGUAUUUGAAAAGUAUACUGGAGAAAAACCUCUUCAUUUGGAUAUUCGAGCUGAUAAAAAUAAUUAUAGGAUAUUGGUGAGGGUGAUGGCAACAACAAAUCCAAUAAAGUUGGAGGAAAUGAGAAAACAAAUAAACUUUGCUGAGAAUGUAAUAGGGUGCUCAUCAGUAACUAUGAAAAUUGAAUAUAAAAUAAUAAAAAUAAUCAGUAAAAGUAUAUUGCUGCUAAAUGAAGAGAAAAUAAAUAAUAUUAAAUAACAAUUGUAAGCUAAAUAUUCAGAGGAUCUAUUGAGAAUAUUCUCAUCAGGUGAAAAUAUGAUUAUUAUUGGCAAGAAUCCAAAUUUAGUAAGAUAAGCAUCUUUGAUGUUGCAUGGUGUUUUAAAUGGAUAUCAAUUAAAAGUCAGCUUGAGGAAGUAGGUUUUUAAGUAGAUAUUAAGGAAUAGAUAAUUUUUUGAAGAUCUAUUAUCAUUACAAGAUGUGCAUGGAUUUAAAUUUAAUACUGGGUUAUUGUAAUUUGGUAAAAUAAAAGUGUAUUUGAAUCAGGAUUCUUUAAUCGAAAUUUAGAAUGCAAUAAACUCAAUGAUCAACUAGCAGGUCUCAAGCAAUCUUAUUGUAAGUAUAAGAAAUUAUUCCUUUAAAUCAUUGUUAACAAUCAAAGACAACAUUAUGUUUAUGUUACAAGAAAAAUACAAUGUUAGCAUAGACUUUAUACUUUAGAAAAAAUAAAUAAUUAUCUAUGGAAACAAUGAAUAAGCAUAGAAAUGUAAAGAUCAUUUAUUGAAAUCUCUGUCAAAGUCUCCAGAAGUUUAACAAUAAAAUAUAUGUGAAAUUUGUUAUGGUGAACUAACUGAAAAAUAUGUACUUGCUUUAUGUAAUCACAUUUUCUGCAAAAGCUGCCUAUAUGAAUCCAUUAAAGUCUAAAAUAACUCCCCUUACAAAUGCCCAUAGCAAUCUUGUGAUAAUUCAAUAAGUCUUUACGAUCUUUAAUAAAUCCUGUGCGAAAUAGAAUUUUCUAAAUUAUUAGAUUAAAGCUUUAAAAGAUACAAGGAUUAACAUGCUCAUGAGUACGUAGGAUGCAUAACGCCUGAUUGUGAAGAAUUCUUUAAAAAGUUACCCGAAGACAAAGAAUAAUUCUAUUAUUGCUAAAGUUGCUUAUAAUCAUUUUGUUUAUAGUGUAAACGAAAUGCGCAUCCUAAGAUCAGUUGCGAAGAGGCUAAAAAAUUAUUUAUUGAUGGAAAAGACUUAGAUGAAUCAGAAUUACUGAAAAUGAAUAUCAAAAGAUGCCCUAAAUGUCAGAUGGGAGUUUAGAAAAAUGAAGGAUGUCGCCAUCUUCAUUGCACUAAUUGUGGAAACCAUUUCUGUUGGGUCUGCUUGCAUUAAGCUAACUUAAGUCAAGAUAUUUAUGCACAUUUAAAUCAUUAUCAUGGAGGAGCAUAUGAAUGA
Messenger RNA from Paramecium octaurelia, 5712 nucleotides. NCBI's taxonomy places the organism in Eukaryota, Ciliophora, Oligohymenophorea, Peniculida, Parameciidae. The record is from the annotation of a GenBank genome assembly.